AUGUCAAAAGAUGAGAGUUUGCCCAAGCCAAAGCCGAGGACUCUUCAAAAUGAAAGGGGACAUAUUGAUAUCACAUCUCUGUCCAUGGAAGACUUUAUCUUCCCAGACAUUGAAGAAAAUACGUCGCCGUCAAAAGAUGGUCAAGUUAUCCAUUCAAAGAGCGAUACCGAAGAACCAGGAUAUAGGAUUGAAGCGCAAGAGAGAGAACCAGAACUAAAAGGCAGUAGAAAAGACGAUGGCCAGACCCUGGACCUUGAUUUACGAAAAUCAAAACAGCAACUCUCAGAAACUGCAGCAUUGUGCAGAGACUUGGCUGAUAAAUUAGAUCGUGGAUACCAUAAGCGGAAACAGGCUGCAAAAGAGCAGAGUCGAUUAGUAACUGAGAACGAACGCUUGAAACAACAAUUGAAAGAGGUUAUCGAAGCCAAUUUGCGAUGGCAAAAGUAUAACGAAGAAAGGGAAAACUUUGUGAAAAAUGAACUUAAAAGCAGAAAAACUCACAAUUUCGCCAAUGGAGUGUCCGGAGCCAGCCUGACAGAUGAACAACAAAAAGAAGUUGACAAAAUUCUUCUCAACGCGAAAGCGAAAAUAUCAUCAGUAGAAGAGGAAAAUGAAAAGUUACAGGACUCCAUUAGAGAACUUCGACUCAUUAUUCACCGGAAGGAUCAGGAGAUAGAGAAACUUAAGAAUGCCGGAAUCCGACAGGAUCGCCACCAGUCUUCCCAUGACGAUGAAUAUGUCAGUAUCCUGCGAGAACAAAUCCGCGCCGUGACCGAAGACUUUGAGGCCGAGAGACGAGACCGCGAGGCAGCGCAUUCAAAAAUUGUCGAACUUGAAAAUCAACUGCGACAGUUGAAGGCCAAUUGCUGGCGAUAAUUUAAUAAAUUAUUUUUCCUUUGAUGCAAAAUUGAAUAUACUGUAUAUAACUGCAAAUGGUU
Molecule: messenger RNA, 938 nt
Organism: Lingula anatina
Lineage: Eukaryota; Metazoa; Brachiopoda; Lingulata; Lingulida; Lingulidae
Biological process (GO): mitotic cytokinesis; regulation of phosphatidylinositol 3-kinase/protein kinase B signal transduction
Source: RefSeq, a predicted model, not a curated record